Olea europaea var. sylvestris is the source of this 3859-nucleotide messenger RNA. Its product is annotated as protein FAR-RED IMPAIRED RESPONSE 1-like. NCBI's taxonomy places the organism in Eukaryota, Viridiplantae, Streptophyta, Magnoliopsida, Lamiales, Oleaceae. Gene Ontology annotation, biological process: regulation of DNA-templated transcription. Gene Ontology annotation, molecular function: zinc ion binding. The record is from RefSeq and is a predicted model, not a curated record. The transcript is spliced from 10 exons. Bases 789 to 3569 code for a protein of 926 amino acids.
CUCUCUCUCUCUCUCUACGCACAUUCAUGCAUUUUUGAAUGUUUUAGUAUUUUUGAACUGGACAUUUGUUUGCUUACUUGGGGUUUAGUUUGGUGGUGGUUGUUGUUGUUGUUUUUGUUUAUUUUUUAAUGGUGGAAAGAGUUUGAAGCGGUAAUGUUGCUAAAAUGUCAAUUAUGCUGGAACGUUCUCGGAAACUUUGUAAUCAAAUCACUGGAGUUUAAGUGUAUCUUUUUAACGUUGGUGAGCUAUGCGUGUGUGAUUGCUGAUUUAGUGUUCUGCUUUAAUGAAAUUAAGUUCCUGUUUUUCCUCCUCUUUGAUUAUUUACUGGAGAUAACUAGUAUUGUACAAGGCUGAGAGAUAGCAUAAUUUUGGGUCUUGGUUCGUGCCAUGGUUCCCCUUUUUAUGAGACUUAGAUCCCACAUUGAAAGAACUGGCUUUCGGCAUGCGAUUUAUAUAUAGUUUGGCUUUCUUACUUAAACAACUAGCUUUUGAGGUAUGACUCUCUCAAAAUCUAUAACAAUUCGAUUGAAUAACGUAACAAUUUUUUCAUUUUAUAGGCAAUUUGGACACCCUUUCUAAAGCUUGUGUCAUGUUCUUUGAGACUGACAUAUAUGCUUGUGUUUGAGCUCUAGCUUUGCAUGCUAAGGGGCUUAGCUUUAUUAGUUAGCCAUUCCGGAUGGAGAUUUGGCUGUGCUAAUGAAUCUUGAAUGAGCAGUGAUCAUUUCUUCACCUGGCUGACUUGCUAGAUAUAUCGUGUAGGAAAAAGAAACGAGAAGUGGUUUUUCCCAAUGAUAAUUGACCUAGGACUGCCAUCAGGCAAUGAUAGAAAAGACAAGGACAAUGAGCCAGAUGUUUACAUAUGUAUGAACGAUGCUAGAAUUGAAGGACAGAAUGGGGAUGGAACAACUUUUAGUGCUCCCAGUAUUUUUGUGCAUGAUAAAGAGCAAGUGGGACCUGAUGUGAUCUCGGGAUCAUCAAAUAGCAAACAAAAAGUGCCCAAUAGAGAUGAGCUGGCCAUUGAUUUUUAUACAUAUUUGGAACCACAUGAUGACAUGGAAUUUCAAUCCAAGGAGGAUGCGUUUUCAUUUUAUAAAGAAUAUGCAAAAUCUGUUGGAUUUUCCACCAUAACAAAGGCCAGUCGUCGAUCAAGAAUAUCUGGAAAAUUUAUUGAUGCAAAAUUUGUGUGUACCAGAUAUGGAAGCAAACAAGGACCUAGUUCAUCUGAAAAUUCAGAACCUAUGCCAAUUGCGGAUGUCACAAAAAGCAUCCCUGUGAAGAAAAAACGAGGUAGAACGAACAGGUCCUGGUUUAAAACAGAUUGCAAAGCUUGCAUGCAUGUCAAGCGAAGGCAGGAUGGAAGGUGGAUUGUUCAUAGUUUUGUACGGGAGCACAACCAUGAAGUUUUUUCAGAACAGGCUAAUUACCUUGAAAGUCAAAGGAAUAUGAAUUUUUACGAGAACAAUAUCAAUGCCACGCAUGGUAUCAGGGCAAAGACGAAAAAUCCGUAUAUGUCAAUUUCUAGAGAGUCUAGUGGGAUGAAGAAAACUGAGAAUCAAAAGAGCAGCAUUGCAAGCUCUGGUGGAUCACAUUUAGAUUUUGGAGAUGGAGAUGCACAAGUUAUGGUUGAAUUUUUGUUGCACAUGCAAGACAAGAAUCCCAACUUCUUCUAUGCAAUAGAUUUAAAUCAGGACCGACGUUUGAAAAAUGUGUUCUGGGUUGAUGCAAAAAGUAGGCUCGAUUAUGAAAGCUUUGGAGAUGUGGUGUUCUUUGACACUACGUAUAAAAAGAAUGAAUCUAAAUUGCCAUUUGUUCCUUUUAUUGGCAUGAACAAUCACUUUCAAUUGCUGUUACUUGGAUGUGGAUUACUUGGUGAUCAAACUAAAUCUACUUAUGGUUGGCUCAUACAAGCUUGGCUUAGAGCGAUGCACGGUCAAGCUCCAAAAGUGAUACUGACUGAUCAAGACCAAAAAUUGAAAGAAGCCAUAGCUGAAGUGCUUCCACAUUCUCGCCAUUGUUUUUGUUUGUGGCACAUAUUGAGUAAGAUUCAGGAAAAGCUUGCAUAUGUGAUGAGGCAGCAUGAAAACUUUAUGUCUGAAUUUAGUAAAUGCAUUUUAAAGUCACAAUCCGAAGAACAUUUUGAAUAUAGUUGGUGGAAAGUGGUGGACACAUUUGACUUAAAAAAAGACACUUGGAUUCAGUCAUUGUAUGAUGACCGCCUAAGAUGGGUUCCAACAUUUAUGAAAAAUAUAUUUUUGGCAGGAUUGUCUACAAAGCAACGUCUGGAAAGCAUAAGCUCUUUAGAUAAAUGCUUGCUGCGUAAAACUAGAUUGAAUGCAUUUUUACACCAGUACAAAACAAUGCUACUCGAGAAGUACGAAGAUGAAGCAAAAGCUGAUAUUGAGACAUGGAGUAAACCACCAGGACUGAUUUCUCCGUCACCUUAUGGGAAACAAAUGGCAACAAGGUACACUCAUGCUGUAUUUAAGAAAUUCCAGGUUGAGGUUUUGGGAGUAGUUGCUUGUCACCCUAAACUAGAAAGUGAAGAUGGUUUAACCGCAACAUUCAAGGUCCAAGACUUUGAAGAAAAUCAAGACUAUAGUGUGACAUGGAAUGAAAAGACGUCUGAUGUUUCUUGCACUUGCCACUUAUUUGAAUACAAUGGUUUCCUUUGUAGACAUGUGAUGAUUGUUCUGCAAAUUUCUGGUGUGCAUAGUAUCCCAGACAAGUAUAUUUUAAAACGCUGGACAAAGGAUGCAAAGAGUAGGGAAACGAUGAGACAACUAGAUUUAGGGGAUUCUAGGUUUCAACUCUACAAUGACAUAUGCCAGCGGGCGUUGAAACUGGGUGAUGAAGGGUCAAUAUCUCCAGAGAGCUACAAUAUUGCAUUUGUUGCGAUGGAGAAAGCUUUGUUAAAGUGCAAGAGCAUAAAUAAUUCAGUUCAAGGGCCCAGUUCUCCCUCAGAUCACAACCUUCAUGUCUUUGAAGAUGUGACCCAUGGUAACUGUAAAAGCAAGACUAAAAUAAAGAGCAACAUCUUCGGAAAAGGGAAGGUGCAUCCCGAGCAAGAGACACUAACCAAAGGGAUAAAUGAUGGCUGGGAUAAAAUGGGGUACUCAAACUUUCAAGCACCAGCCCUUGAUUGUUCUUAUGGAUUGCAAGAAAGCAUACCAGGGACGGGACAAUUAAACUCGAGGGUUUCAGCACCUGGAGGCCUUUGUGGUUCCAAAGAGAUUGUUCAUCGAGCAGAGCAGAUGAACACAUUUGCUUCAAGUAGCAACUAUUAUUAUAGCAACCAAAGAAGCAUUCAUGGGAUACUCCUUGUCUUCCUCAACAAAGAUUGCAUGGCCUGGGGCAAUUGCAUUUCAGACCCCAUCACAUUCAGAAUUGUUUUCUCACCCAGGAUAACUUGCAGAAGCAGCACUUUAAAAUCAUUGAAAGGUAGCGAUAUUCACUAUUUCUGCAUCUCCAUUGCUGUUCAUGGGAGGAGUAGCAUAUUUGAUCAUCUAGUCUUAAGGAGGACAGACAAUUUAGGGGGCAGCACUGGACAGGUGGAGACAAAUGAAGCAUAGCAUAAUAAAUUGAUUUGGCAUGGUAAGCUGGUGCACUCUCGGAGUCUGGAGAUUGGAAAUUUUUGCAUGUGUUGAUAUUCUGUGUGUCAUAGACGCUGGGGGAGGGGAUUGGCCUCUCUGCCAUAGGCCUUAUUUGUGAAGGCAGAAGUAUUUUGUAAAUGUAGUUUCUGCUGUAAAGUUGCCAAAGAACACACAGCUAAAUGUAGUCUUUAUGUGUCUCUUUAUCCUUUAGUACUACUACUAUGCCAUUUUCACUCGCCAUAUUGUAUAUAAGCCGCAGAAGAAAACGU